AUGGAAGAUUAUAUGCCAACGCGUUACCAGUUGCUAGGACGAAUCGGCGAAGGAGUUCACGGGGUAGUGGUGAAAGCACGGGACCUCAGCAACGAUGAUAAUAUUGUUGCCAUAAAGAAACUAACACUGCGAACCAAACACGGCGGAAUUGCGUUAAAUGCGAUACGGGAGAUCAAGGUGCUGCAAAAUUCACAAUGCGAAAAUAUUCUAUCGCUGCUGGAUAUGUAUCCCGACGUCUCUGGAACGUCACUCGUUUUUGAAUAUAUGCCUCACACUUUGUACAGUAAAAUGACAGACGAAGAACAUCCACUGUCCCGGGGCGAAAUCCGGCGCUACACUGCUAUGCUACUGAACGGACUGAAAUAUCUGCACAACCUGAAAAUCAUGCAUCGUGACAUAAAGCCGGCAAAUCUGCUAAUUGACAAACGCGAUGUCCUAAAAAUAGCCGACUUCGGUCUGGCUCGACUCUUCGACGACCAAGAACCGACAAAGGUGUACUCGCCACAGGUAGCCACACGAUGGUACCGGGCUCCGGAAAUCCUGUGGGGUUGCCAGACGUACGGUCCCUCGAUAGAUAUGUGGGCUGCCGGGUGCGUGUUUGCCGAAAUGCUCCGCGGAGUGCCACUAUUUGCCGGUGCCACCGACAUCGAGCAGCUAGCACUUGUCGUGCGAACGCUUGGCACACCAAACUUAAAGGAUUGGCCGGAGGUGCGGAGCUUGCCGGACUACAACAAAAUUCGUUUCCCCAACGCAAAGGGUGAACGGUGGGAGGAUAUUUUUCCCAGUUUUACCACAGAAACCGAAAUAGGGUUGGUUGAUAGUCUGGUGACAUACAACCCUGCCAGCAGAUUGACUGCGGAAGAGGCUAUGCAGCAUCCAUACUUUACCGAAGGGGAUGAGAAUUAG
Sabethes cyaneus is the source of this 906-nucleotide messenger RNA. RefSeq names its product cyclin-dependent kinase 20. Gene Ontology annotation, cellular component: nucleus. The transcript has 3 exons. Gene Ontology annotation, molecular function: cyclin-dependent protein serine/threonine kinase activity; ATP binding. Gene Ontology annotation, biological process: protein phosphorylation. NCBI's taxonomy places the organism in Eukaryota, Metazoa, Arthropoda, Insecta, Diptera, Culicidae. The coding region runs from base 1 to 906 and encodes 301 amino acids. The record is from RefSeq and is a predicted model, not a curated record.